Chara braunii is the source of this 1353-nucleotide messenger RNA. The record is from the annotation of a GenBank genome assembly. NCBI's taxonomy places the organism in Eukaryota, Viridiplantae, Streptophyta, Charophyceae, Charales, Characeae.
CCUAUCUAGAUCCUGUGGUCCUUAGACAACAGUUUGUCAGUCCAGUGGGUAGGUCUAAGUGGUGAGGAGUGGGAUAGUCAUUGUCGUGAACCGGAUACCAUGGAUGACUACCCUAUGUACGGUCUGCUCGUGGGGUUCCCCCUUUGGGGGACCCUCUGGCGUCUCCCAUUUCCGUUGGGCUUCUGGAACACCAUGACGUGUAGAGUAGAGAUCUGGGGUGGCACUAGUACCACUCCUUACACCAAGGAGCAGGAGGAGGCGGCUGCGAGGAUCUUGGCCGAGCAGAAGGCCAAGAAAGAGGAGGAGGUUGUGAAGCAGGCCAAGAAGCUGGCCUUGCUACAGGAGCAGGCCGUGAAAAGAAAGAAGUUGGGAGGAGUUAGAAAGGGUGAAAAAAAAAAGGAAAGAAAGAUGAAAGCAGCGGAUGCAGAAGAAGAAGAGAAAACGGUGGAAGAAGAAGUGCCCCUGAUUAGAAGAAGUAUUUGGGACAGAGGCGAGACAAGUGGCACAAAGAAAGAAGAUUCCUGGUUGGAGAAGAUUUCUAAAUGGGUUGCCAAUCUGUCUUUGGGAGAAGAGGAGGUGAUGAUGUUAUAUGUUCCCAGGGAAGAGCAUAAGGCGGUCGUGAAAAAAAUAGAAGCCGAGGAGAAAAAGUUGGAGUGGAAGUUGACUGACCAGGGAGAGGAAGAAGAGAAUGGAGGUGGCGAAAGAAUUGGAGGAGGUGAAACAGCUGAGGGUGCAGAUGGAGGCACAUGCGGAUUUUCAAGGGAAGAUGGAGGUAAUGACAAGGAAUAUAGAACGCCUAGCACAGGCCCAGGAGGAGCAAUACCUAUGAGAUUAGAGAGCACAAAGCGAUUAUGUAUUGAUGCCAUAGAGGGCGCCAAGUUGGCUGCACCAAAAGAGGAGGAAGCUCGUCCCCGUAGGGAGUCCGUUAAGGUGAAGUUCCCCGAUUCCUAUAGUGGGAAGGAGGAGGAGAACUUCGACAACUGGGAGGCCAAUGUUAACUCCUACGUGCAUCUGCAAAAGAUAUCUCCUGACGAACGUGUCCUAAUAGCUUUUCAUGCCCUCAAAGACGAAGCAGCAAGCUUCGCCAUGUCAUUGUGUCGUGAUGCAAAUUGCAAUAACGAUAUGGUUGCCUAUUCCGCCCUCACCCCUCUCAGUGAGUUCUUCAAAUUGUUGCGCGGAAGGUUUGCAGAUGUCACAGGAAGCGUUAGAGCUUUUGACAAAUUACAAACCAUUCUUCUCGCACAUGGAGGAGUGUCAAGGCACCCAAGGGUGUCAUGGAUGAGUUAGUCACCAUCCUUGAUGAUGCGGUCAUUGAGACCCAAUUAGUCCACCCAUUGUAUCGUGCUAUGCCUG